AUUGCAUACAAAACCAGUGAAAAGUUCUUAUUUCUGAAUCAAACAAAACAUUUUUUUUUUUGUAUUAACAAUAAAUAACUUUGCUAACCUGUAUAUAUAGCUUAGCAAUAUAUUGUUGUACAAUUGUUGUUCAAUUAGGCAAAAAAAUGUUAAAUAUUUUUUAAUCUAUAAACAGGAGUGAAAAGGGCUGUAGUUUUAAAACUACUUACAGAAUUAAUUUUUAAGUAGUUAAUUUAUGUUUAUGUUUUCUCUGCCAUUAUUAUUAAGAUGGUCGGCUACUAGGUUCGAUGUUCCCAUAUCACGGUCAGUCUUGAGGAAUAGGUGGAAGAGGAUAGUAGUUAUAGUUGUAGGAUCAAGAAAUAUUUUUACAAUGAAAAAAAUUAAGGCAGGACCAGUUGUGGAUGUACUUGGUGAUGAAAUGACAAGGAUUAUUUGGGAUGUUAUUAAAGAGAAGCUCAUUUUACCGUUUUUAGACAUUGAGCUUCAUGUUUAUGAUCUGGGAAUUGAAAACAGAGACAAAACCAAUGAUCAAGUUACAAUAGACUGUGCAGAAGCCAUCAAAAAGUACAAUGUAGGAAUAAAGUGUGCCACCAUAACACCUGAUGAGAAAAGAGUUGAAGAAUUCAACUUGAAACAAAUGUGGAAAUCUCCAAAUGGUACAAUCAGAAAUAUUUUGGGUGGAACUGUUUUCAGAGAGGCCAUUAUUUGUAAAAAUAUUCCACGGUUAGUCCCAGGCUGGUUAAAGCCUAUUAUAAUUGGAAGACAUGCUCAUGCUGACCAAUAUAAAGCAACAGACUUUUUAGUUCCCGCUAAAGGAAAGUUGGUUUUAUCUUUCAUUCCAGAAGGUUCGGGGGAAGAGCGCAUUGAAAAAGUGGUGCAUGAAUUUAAAGGUCCAGGUGUAGCCUUAGGAAUGUAUAAUACUGAUGAGUCUAUUCGUGACUUUGCCCAUUCUUCUUUUAAAUUUGCACUAGAUAGAGGAUAUCCCCUAUACUUAAGUACAAAAAACACAAUACUGAAAAAGUAUGAUGGGCGGUUUAAAGAUAUUUUUCAGGAAAUUUAUGAGAAAGAAUAUAGAGCUUUGUUUGAAGCCAAUAAUAUAUGGUAUGAACAUAGGCUUAUAGAUGACAUGGUUGCAUAUUCGAUGAAAUCCGAAGGGGGAUUUGUCUGGGCUUGUAAGAAUUAUGAUGGUGACGUCCAGUCAGAUUCUGUUGCUCAAGGGUAUGGCUCUCUGGGUCUUAUGACUUCAGUAUUGAUUUGUCCAGAUGGAAAAACUGUAGAAGCUGAAGCAGCUCAUGGAACAGUUACACGGCAUUAUCGAUUUUAUCAAAAAGGUCAAGAAACAUCAACAAAUCCCAUUGCUUCAAUAUUUGCUUGGACAAGAGGGCUGUUACAUAGAGCAAAACUUGAUAAUAAUAAGGAACUACAAAAUUUUGCUGAAACCUUAGAAGCUGUAUGCAUUGAAACUAUAGAAUCUGGAUUUAUGACAAAAGAUUUAGCUAUUUGCAUUAAAGGAAUGACUAAUGUAAAUAGAUCUGAUUAUUUGGAAACAUUUGAAUUUCUAAAUAAGUUAGCUGAAAAUCUAAAAGCUAAGUUAGGAGCAUGACUUCCAUCAAAAUUAUAAUUUAUAGUUUAAGACUGUAAAGUAAAAUGGCCGUAUAUAGGUACUUGGGAUUGUUGAUAUAUGUUGUACUUAUAAAAAAAAAAAAAAGUUGGGGUGGGUAUACUCACUGAAAUGAGAAAAGCAGUAUUGCAACUGAGUUGUAUGACUGAAAAAGUUAUCUUCUUUUAUUAAUUCCACGUUGUGUAUUUAUUAGGUUUUUAUAUUUAAUAAAUAAAUUUAAUUUAAAAUAUCA
Nezara viridula (southern green stink bug) is the source of this 1853-nucleotide messenger RNA. NCBI's taxonomy places the organism in Eukaryota, Metazoa, Arthropoda, Insecta, Hemiptera, Pentatomidae. The record is from the annotation of a GenBank genome assembly.